Molecule: messenger RNA, 3652 nt
Organism: Odocoileus virginianus texanus
Lineage: Eukaryota; Metazoa; Chordata; Mammalia; Artiodactyla; Cervidae
Gene: PRPSAP2
Product: phosphoribosyl pyrophosphate synthetase associated protein 2
Biological process (GO): 5-phosphoribose 1-diphosphate biosynthetic process; purine nucleotide biosynthetic process
Cellular component (GO): cytoplasm; ribose phosphate diphosphokinase complex
Molecular function (GO): magnesium ion binding; ribose phosphate diphosphokinase activity; ATP binding
Source: RefSeq, a predicted model, not a curated record
CAUUGGUAGGAGUCCUAGAGAUGGACUGAGUUACUUCUGAGGACUCUUCCUUCCCUUCAGACACUGAUUCUCAGUGUUAGAUGUUCACUCAAGAACACCGUUCUCCUUUAAGAAGCUUCUUAUUUGAAGACUGGGGGAUGUAAAAAGGUUGCCACCCCUAUGCAUAUUACGUGCUUGUUCAGUAGAUAGGGAACAUAUUACAAGCUGACUCCUCGUAGCUUCAAUUUACCAAGGGUAUCCUGUAUGUGGGGCAGUGUGUUAAGUGCUGUGCAGGAGCUAAUCUUACAGUGACCCUGUAAGGUCAGUAUUCACAGUGGCAUGGAUGAGGGUGAGAGAGGUUAGUUUAUGUGAGAUCUUGCAGUAAGGUGAGGGCAAAUAGGAGCUAAGAUGCAAACCUGGGUUGACUCUAAAGCUUGUGUUCAUAACUACAGGAGAAUAAGCUGUAUUCUGUUUAGGAACAGACCUCUGUUCCUAAAUACAGCCAUAGAGGGGUUGAGAGGUGGUGUUAGAAGACAACCAGGAUCUCCUCCAAUUCUGAGUGUUGAGGGUUAAAUAGUAUUCUUUCUUUCACUUGCACCAGUCCCCCUGCCCAGACGCUAUGCUGUAAAGCUGGGUCAGCAUGCAUUUUCUGUAGGGGGCCAGGUAAUAUUUUAGGUUUUGUAGCCCACACCUAACUCUACCAUUGCAUCCAUAGACAGUUUGUAAAUAGUGAGCUUGGCUGUGUUCCAGUAUAGUUUUAUUUACAGAAAUAACCUGUUUUGGCCUGCAUGUACCUUGCACAUCCCUGCUCCAAAGCCACUUUCCGGUAUACACACCAGUGGUCCUUCUUGGUCUCCUUAGGGCUUUGGCCAGUUGUUCAUAUGUUUCUGUUUGUAAUUAAUAGGCCAAGUCCAGUGGGAUGGCCCAUGUUUCCCAUUGUGAAAGGCCUCUGAAGAAGUGCUUUCUCCUAGCCUGCUUGUGGGACCAUGAGUCACCCACCCGUGCCCCCUUGGCUCCCCCUGGCAGUUGCUGCAGAGGAAGAUGCAUGCACAGGGAGGCCUGUUUGGGUUGGUGACGUGGCUGCACCAGGGAGCCCUGGCAACAGUUAAAAAGUGCACAGUGGGUCUUUCCUUUCUGCUUGGGUUCUCAAAUAUAUUGUUUCAAAAUAAAGCAGAUUAGAGAUAGAUUUGUAUGAUGGUCCCUUUUUAUGUUACAAAUGAAUUUUUAUACAUUUUUUUAAAAUGGGGAUCACAUGUGUGAAUGUGGAAACAGCCCGAUGGUAUCUGUAUCAAACCAGUAAUAAGAACUGUCUCUUCCAGGGAGGUAGGUGGGAGGAGCCUGGGAUCGGAUCAGAGCUGGUGACGUUAGUCUAAACUCUCAUGUUUCAGUUUUUUACAAGAACGUACUUGUGUAAUUAAAAUUUAAGAAUAAUAAGUAAGAUAUGAGCUCCAGGCUUUUGCUCCCUCCACCAGCCUUCCAAGAGCCAGCCGCAUAAACAUAACGGCUGCAUUAAUGUGGCCGGCUUGCUUGGAAGACUCCUCCAUCCCCCCAGGCCUCCUGGACUGCUGAUCCUGCACCCAGUCCUCUGCCUGCCUUUCUCCAUCAGGAUACUCGCCCCAGAGUGGAAGGAGGAGGAACAUGUGGAUGACUCUGAAGGCCUCUAGGCCAGGGUCUUUCUGUGUGCCUUGCUGCUGGUCAGUUAUGUGGCUGAGUCACUUUCCUUCAAGAUUAUUGUAAUCUGCUCAACCUUGUGUUCCAGUUGAGGAAAGUGCCGAUGACCUGGUCAGGCUUAGACAGGACCCAGGACAGCUGCAAGGCCGAGGAGGGGGUUUGUGGUAAACAGGAGGAAUUUUGUUGUCAGAAACUAAAAGGAGGUUGUCGUAAUUGACUUUAAGCAGCAAACAGUAAAACACUGAGCUCUUCAGCUCCACCUUUCUUGCGCUGAGAAUUGGAAAACCAAGAAGGUUUUGAUGUUUUGUGUGGCGCCACCUGAAUCAGAAGCCAAGAUGAACAUAACCAAAGGGGGUCUGGUGUUGUUUUCAGCAAAUUCGAAUUCAUCGUGUAUGGAGCUUUCAAAGAAGAUCGCUGAGCGGCUGGGGGUGGAGAUGGGCAAGGUGCAGGUUUAUCAGGAGCCUGACCGAGAAACAAGAGUACAAAUUCAAGAAUCUGUGAGGGGAAAAGAUGUUUUCAUCAUUCAGACUGUUUCAAAGGACGUGAAUACCACCAUCAUGGAGCUCCUGAUCAUGGUGUAUGCCUGUAAGACCUCCUGUGCCAAGAGCAUCAUCGGCGUGGUCCCCUACUUCCCCUACAGCAAGCAGUGCAAGAUGAGAAAGAGGGGCUCCAUCGUUUCCAAGCUGCUAGCCUCCAUGAUGUGCAAAGCUGGUCUGACUCACCUCAUUACUAUGGAUUUACACCAGAAGGAAAUCCAGGGCUUCUUCAAUAUUCCUGUUGACAACUUGAGAGCAUCUCCCUUCCUCUUACAGUACAUUCAGGAGGAGAUCCCAGACUACAGGAACGCAGUCAUCGUGGCCAAGUCUCCGGCCUCAGCCAAGAGGGCCCAGUCUUUCGCCGAGCGCCUGCGACUGGGCAUUGCGGUGAUUCAUGGGGAAGCACAGGACGCAGAGUCCGACCUGGUGGACGGGCGGCACUCCCCGCCCAUGGUCAGGAGCGCAGCCGCCAUCCACCCCAGCCUGGAGAUCCCCAUGCUGAUUCCUAAAGAAAAGCCCCCAAUCACAGUUGUUGGUGACGUGGGAGGAAGGAUCGCCAUCAUCGUGGAUGACAUCAUCGACGAUGUAGACAGCUUCCUGGCCGCCGCGGAGACCCUAAAGGAGAGGGGUGCAUAUAAGAUCUUCGUGAUGGCGACCCACGGCCUGCUGUCCUCUGACGCCCCCCGACUGAUCGAGGAGUCUGCCAUCGAUGAGGUGGUGGUUACCAAUACAAUUCCACAUGAAAUCCAGAAGCUCCAGUGCCCCAAAAUCAAAACUGUGGAUAUCAGCAUGACCCUCUCGGAAGCCAUCCGUCGGAUUCACAAUGGGGAGUCCAUGUCCUACCUUUUCAGAAACAUAGGUUUAGAUGACUGAACACUGUCCUCUUAAAAACUCCCAAGGGCCACACUGGAGUCAUGAGCGUCCGUACUCUGAGGCGCAUGCCCAGCUGGAUGCAUUUCACGGGGGCCAGCUGUGUCUUGUUCCUUCCUUUUGUUAAUUUCUAUGAAGACAGACCCACUUUUUAUGUCCAUUUGGGUGUUUGUGAGUUUGAGGGGCAAUUUUUAUAAAAGAAAAACUAUAUUCUCCUCAUAAAUAGAAUAAAUUAAGACCUGGUUGUAUUCAGUUUAACCAUUUAAAAAAUAACUUGAAAAAAAACUUUUAAGCUCACAAACGGCCUUUAUCGAAAGUUGCUGCAGCCCAAGUGCUUUUAAAAAGUUAGUAAAAUAAAAUGAUCUGCUGUAUGAUACUGCAGUUAAAAAGCCAAAAAGAUUAUGCUGUUAAAUCCAGUAAAUUACAUUUUUAGAAACGCUUUUAUAGACAAGCAUAUGGAAUAUGUGACGGUUAUUUAUUUUCUGCAACAAAAGAAGGAAUAAAAACAUACUGUGUGUGUGUGUGUGUGUGUUUUUUUUAAUUUUGUGUUUUGGCAAUGGUUUUGUAACUAAAAUAAAGUGGAAGCUGAAUAUCCA